This is a messenger RNA of Momordica charantia (bitter melon), 792 nucleotides long. RefSeq names its product Kunitz family trypsin and protease inhibitor protein. Gene Ontology annotation, molecular function: endopeptidase inhibitor activity. The record is from RefSeq and is a predicted model, not a curated record. NCBI's taxonomy places the organism in Eukaryota, Viridiplantae, Streptophyta, Magnoliopsida, Cucurbitales, Cucurbitaceae.
CAAUUCCCUAUAAAUAGGGACCUUUUUCAAUCCCAAAUCAUGCACACAAAAAACCACUGAUCAGAAGAAAAAAUAAAAUGAAGAAUUUCGCAUUACUCUGUUUCCUCUUCGCUCUCAUUGCCUCUACUGAGGUCCGCAUCUGCAAAUCCGACGCCUCGCCGGACGCCGUCCUCGACAUCGACGGGAAGAAGCUCCGAGCCGGCGUGAACUACUACAUCCUCCCUGUAAUCCGCGGAAGAGGCGGUGGACUAACCCUAGGCAACAUCGGACACGAUAAAUGUCCUCUACACGUCGUUCAGGAACAAUUCGAGAUAUCGAACGGUCUUCCGGCGACAUUUGCGCCUGUAAACCCUAAGAAAGGCGUGGUUCGAGUUUCGACGGAUUUGAACGUGGAAUUCGAGGCGAGCACGGUGUGCGCCAAAUCGACGGUGUGGAAGCUGGACAAAUUCGACGAAUCGACGAGACAGUGGUUGGUGGCUAUCGGCGGAAUCAGGGGAAAUCCAGGGCAAGAGACGCUCGACAAUUGGUUCAAAAUUGAGAAGCACGGUAAGGAUUACAAGUUCGUGUUCUGUCCAAGUGUGUGUAAAUUCUGCAAAGUUAUUUGUAAAGAUGUGGGGAUCUUCAUCAAGAACGGAAACAGGGCUCUCGCUCUGAGCGAUACGCCAUUUCCCGUUAUGUUCAAGAAAGUUUAAUUGAAGCAGAGAGAAUAAUCAAUAAUGUAUGUGUAAUAUGUAAUAAUUACGAGUUCGUGAAAUGAUACAGUCAUUAAUAAAAUAUCGGGUUAUUAAUUAA